Pollicipes pollicipes is the source of this 756-nucleotide messenger RNA. RefSeq names its product ras-specific guanine nucleotide-releasing factor 2-like. The coding region runs from base 123 to 503 and encodes 126 amino acids. Lineage: Eukaryota; Metazoa; Arthropoda; Thecostraca; Pollicipedomorpha; Pollicipedidae. Gene Ontology annotation, cellular component: plasma membrane. The record is from RefSeq and is a predicted model, not a curated record. Gene Ontology annotation, biological process: Ras protein signal transduction. Gene Ontology annotation, molecular function: guanyl-nucleotide exchange factor activity. The transcript has 4 exons.
UCAGCAAAACGACCAAGCAGACCGUCAGCCGACUGCAGAAGCUCGUCUCGUUUGAGGGCAACUUCCGCAACCUGCGUGACACGCUGCACCGCUGCGACCCGCCGUGCAUCCCCUACCUGGGCAUGUACCUGACCGAGCUCAGCUUCAUCGAGGAGGGCACGCCCAACUUCACCGACGACGGUCUGCUCAACUUCGCCAAGAUGCGCAUGAUCGCGCACGUGAUCCGCGAGAAUCGCCGGUUCCAACAGACGCCGUACAAGAUCGAGUACAACGCCAAGGUGUCGGCCUACCUACUGGAUACGUCUGCGUGCGGCCUCAGCAACGACGACCUCUACGAGAUGUCGCUGUCGAUCGAGCCGCGCACAUCUCGCAUCUCUUCGCUGACGGUGCCCACGAGCCACGGCGGCGACGGCGUGAGCAAGAUCAAGCCGCGACUCUCCAUGGGCAACCUCGGCCGGAACCUGGUGCCCAGCAUAGACUCGCGGCGCAGCUCGUUCUCGUAGUGCUGCCGACGAGACGGCGCCGGGCGGCUGAAGGGGUCUGUCGUCUGCGCCGGGCAGGAGGGCUCCGCCCGCACCUCGUGGGCAUCAGGCAGGCCGCCUGCCCGGGCGCCGGGGAUAUCGUAAGACGCGCAUCCCCGCGCGGUGUGGGCACCUGGUGGCGGGUACCGAGGACUUCUGCAGAGGCUCCUGAAGGCGGCUCCCUGUCCCUGCCUCACCGUGGAGCGCCGAGUGUGGUGUACAUACAGUGCCGUAG